Molecule: messenger RNA, 2551 nt
Organism: Schistocerca gregaria
Lineage: Eukaryota; Metazoa; Arthropoda; Insecta; Orthoptera; Acrididae
Product: zinc finger protein 317-like
Exons: 5
Coding region: 404-1291 (295 amino acids)
Biological process (GO): regulation of transcription by RNA polymerase II
Cellular component (GO): nucleus
Molecular function (GO): RNA polymerase II cis-regulatory region sequence-specific DNA binding; DNA-binding transcription factor activity, RNA polymerase II-specific
Source: RefSeq, a predicted model, not a curated record
AUAGAAAAACAUUAAACAAUGACGUCUCUAUUCAUAUUACUGACCAUGUUUAUUCGCUUCAGACGUUGGCUAUGUUUGUUUUGAUUCCCAAUGCGUAGGCGUAACCAAGGAGAGAACAGUUGAACGUAGCUUAACAGUGAUGAGUUUUGCAAAUUAAUCGAAACGAGUGGAGUUUUGUUUAUGUCUCGUGCUGGUGGGCCGUUGUCGCUAGUUGUUUGUGCGUGGGCUAGGUGUAGGUUAAAGUAUAUACUGCAAUAACAUAUUCAAUGGUGCGAAACUUCAGCAAGUGCUUCACAACAGACGCAGACGUGUAGAAAAUGUGCCUGGGAACACGAACCGACUCCAAGAACUUGAUGCCCGAGAAUUCCGAUCGUCGGCCGAUGUGCCACUUUCUAGUAUUGCUAUGAAGGAAGAACCUCUGAACUCUUUCUCGCCGGUUGACGAGGAGCCCGAUUGCUUCACAGCUGCAAAAGAACGUAACAAGUGUGCUGCUAAAUUUCCAGUCUCGGAAGCGACAGAAACUCAGGAACCUGAAUCAGCAGAUACAGCAGUGGGCAAUGCAAGGUUUAUCCCUCAAGGCCAGGUUGGUUGUACUACUGGCAAGUGUGCCACCAUACACACCAGAACUGACGAGAUACAGUGUAGUGACAGCAAUGGCAGUGGCAGCUGGAAAGAAUGUGACAGGAAUGAAAGGAAUACACACGUACUCUCAGGACAGGUAGUGGACUCGGAGAGGCAGAAUACCCAUAAAGACAGCUAUACCACUACAAGUACUGUGUUAAGUGACGGAUUCUGCAAGGACGCCUCUGAUGCAAAUUCGAACUGCUACCAGGUAAAUGACAGUUGCGAGAGGCUGUCCGCCUCGAAGAAUGGCAGUGUCGCUGGGCAGCCAUCGCUUUCGCCUGGCGAACGGGACGUCUUCACAUGCGACAUCUGCCGGGAAGUGUUUGUCGACAAGAGGAUCUUGAGGACCCACGUGCAACAGCACCUGCUGAAAUGCGACAUCUGCCACAAGACCUGCCGCGAUGCCAACGGCCUCGAGGUGCACUACCGAACACACACAGGCGAGCGACCCUACUGCUGUGACACCUGCGGCCAGACGUUCUCGUGCAGCGAUCAGCUGAGGCUGCACUCACUGCAGCACACGAUGAGCAUCCCUACCGCUGCGAUACCUGCGGUAAAACAUUCUUGCGCAGCGAUAACCUCAGGCAGCACACACUGCAGCACACGGGCGAGCAGCCCUACUGCUGCGAUAUGUGCUGCAAGGUGUUCUCGCGCAGCAGUAAUCUGAGCCAGCACUCGCUGCAGCACACGGGUGAGCGGCCUCACGAGUGCGGCGUCUGCCACAAGAGGUUCACCAACAGCAGCAACCUGGCCGUACUGCUGCGACACCUGCGGAAAAUCGUUUACGCGAAGUAGAAGUGUGAAAGUACACCACCACCCGCACACGGGUGAGUGGCUGUACGCCUGCAACGCGUGUGGCAAGGCGUUCGUCUGUGGCGAUACCGCGCAAAAACCUGGGCAGGUCCAAAUGCGAGAGGAGUCCUGAAACUACACUGUCUUCGAGAAGCGCUUUGCACGGAGGACGAGUCUGAAUCGGUAUUCGUGCCUCCGUACUAUCAGAAACACCAACAGAGAUUCCAGAAUGAGAGUUUCACUCUGCAGUGGAGGGUGCGCCGAUAUUAAACUUCCUGCCAAAUUAAAACUGUGUGCCGGACCGAGACUCGGAACUCGGGACCUUUGCAUUUCGCAGGCAAGUGCCCUACCAAAUGAGCUAUCCGAGCAUGACUCGUGUCCCGUCCCCACAGCUUUACUUCUACCAGUAACCUCGUCUCCUACCUUCCUACGCCACGGGGCGUGAGUCGUGCUUGGGUAGCACAGUGGUAGAGCACUUGCCUGCGAAAUGCAAAGGUCCCGAGUUUGAGUCUUGGUCUGGCACACAGUUUUAAUCUGCCAGGAAGUUUCACCACCAGAGCUAUCAUACCGACAGAGUGAAGAUGAGUUUUAUAAACUUGCCAUGCAUCUUACAAUUUCACACUGAAACAUCCCCAUUCUAGUUAUUACUGUUGUAAGAGGUAUUCCAUUAUAAAGUCAAAUUGCACAAAAUUAAUUAUUUCCAGCAGCUUCAGGUAGAAUGUGAAUUUUUUUUAGAACGUAAUGUGUCACAUUUUUAUCAAAAGUACGUAACUUGUAUGGUUCAAAUGGCUCUGAGCACUAUGGGACUUUAACUGCUGAGGUCAUCAGUCCGCUAGAACUUAGAACUACUUAAACCUAACUAACCUAAGGACAGCACACACAUGCUUUCCGAGGCAGGAUUCGAACCUGCAACCGUAGCGGUCGUGCGGUUCCAAACUGUAGUGCCUAGAACUGCUCGGCCACUCCGGCCGGCUACCUUGUAUGUUCAGUCCUCUUAUAAUAUUAGUGGUCUCAUCUGCAUGCUACUGAAAACAAAAGUAAAGAGUACUGUCUAUUUUGAGUAUUACAGCAUCUACUUUUGUGUUGUAUAACUGGAUAAUUGUUAAAUAAAUCUCAAGUAGCACUUUAAAAUUCA